Molecule: messenger RNA, 2788 nt
Organism: Osmerus eperlanus (European smelt)
Lineage: Eukaryota; Metazoa; Chordata; Actinopteri; Osmeriformes; Osmeridae
Gene: mettl24
Product: methyltransferase like 24
Source: RefSeq, a predicted model, not a curated record
CACACCCACACACACACAGUCGAACAGACCGAGACACACAGUCACACACACACGCGCGCAGACAUAUGCACACUCCUACACCGACGUGGGUGCAGGUGCUUGUUCAUCUCGUCAAUCUCUUCUAACUGGAGAGGAGGACAAAGUGAGAGAGAGAGAAGAAGCGAAUAAGGAGGUGACAUCGCGCCAAGAAAAAGGAUGGGAUGAAGUGAGAGAUCCUCUUUGACUCCUCUGAAGAUGGACUAAAGAGACUUGGGGUAGAAAGUGGGGAAGGAAGAGUGAAAGAGAGCGCCGCCGUCUCGCACACUCGAGUGUUGUGCACAGGUAUGUGGAGAGACAGAGCGAGCCCAGGACUGGCCCUGCGUGGCGCCCUGAUCACAGUCCUCCUUGUCUGUGUGCAUGUUUACCUGGAGAGGGGUAGGAGGGGGGGUACUCCACCCCUGCCCCAGAGACCACCCUCGCCAGCCAGCCUGGCCCUCCAGGAAAGGGGGGCACACACCAGAGGGGGGCUGCCUGCGGACAAGCAGGGGGACAGGGAACUGAAGAGGAGGGUGUCCUAUGUACGCACGCUGAAGAAGGACCCAGAGGCUGGGAGGAAGGCAGGAGGCAGCGAGGACCCCUCAACAACGUGCUGCCCACCUCUUGGCCCGCACAAAAAGACUACUCGGUGGCACAUAGACCUGGAGCCGUGGGCUGGAGAGACACACUCUUUGGAGGACGAGGCUCGAAGAUUCCUCAACUACAUCACCACACCGCAAGUGUCGUGUGUUCCCCCUGCCUCUGGGGGCGCUGUGUUGGAGACCAGCCAGGAGGGGCCCUGGGCUGUGUGUCUGGACAGCAAGUACAGCCUGGCUCACAAGAUACACAGCAAACACUGCAGGGUCUACUCUCUGGGACUGGGUGUAGCGGAGCGUGUUCUGGAGCGUUCCCUGGGGGGGGCGGGGUGUGAGGUGCACUGCUUCGACCCGAGCCUGAGACAGCCCCACCUCCAGCAGGGAGACAUGUGGCUCCACAAGCUCUCUGUGGACUGGCGUGACCCAAACCCAGCCAUCUCCGCCCAGAGGCACCACGGCAACACCAAGAAGCUUGCCACCAUCCUCAACGACUUUGGCCACAGACAGGUGGAUGUUCUCAAAGCAGACAUGGAGAGUGCUGAAUGGAAGAUUCUGGAGAAUCUGAUUCUGGAAGGGGUCCUCGACUCUGUGGGCCAACUCCUUCUGGAGCUCCACCUCCACUGGGCAGGGUUUGAGGUGGGUGGAGAUGACCCCUCUGUGGUCCGUUACUGGUUCAGCCUGCUGAAGGAGCUGGAACGCGCUCACUUCCGCCUCUUCCGCUCCUACAGCGACCCAGCCAAACCCCGUCUCUUCCUGCACAAGAAUGUUCUGAAUGCCAGCAGUGCCUACACGCUGGGCUGGGUGAACACACAGUGAGGGCACUAACCGGAACGGACAGGCCUUCGGGCCAAAGCAGAAGCUGCUCAGAAUAACGACGCAUGCUGGGAAAUGUAGUUUGGGUUUUGAUGGACGAUACAGGUUGUCCAUUCCUUAGGCUUUCCUUGUGAAACAUGGAACGUGGCUUGCCAAUGUCUCGGGUUUCAGGCUUCUACAGUUGAGUCACAUGUGAACACUACACUCCUUUCAAGCUCUAUAUGAAAACACUGAUGAGUCACCCCUCGUUGACCCCUCCCACGUGUCUGAAAUGAUCUCGACCAUGUUGAGGGGAAGGUGUAAUUGGACCAGAGAGGCAGAGCAUCAAAGCGAUUGCGUGUUGGCCAGGGUAAGGGGAGGGUGGGGUGUGGGCGUCAAACCACAGUCCCCCCUGUCAUCAAGUCCUUAUCUUGAGCUGGCCUGGAACCCACCAGUCCUGACCACCUCCUCCUUCACUACCUUCCUACGGGAUACUCCACCGCAGAGGAAAUGCAGCAGGUUGAUCAUAUUGCCGAAGCCAAAAGCCACAUUGGUCAGGGAGACGUUGCUGGCCAAUCACCUCUGAUGAAUGACCCAGGGGUGCGUGGCAGUCCCAGUUGUAAGGAUGGUCCCAACAAAGAACAUGUCAUGUUUAUUUUGUAUUAAAAUCUGUUUUGCAGAAGAAAGGUUUAAAAUACGGAGGAUAUUUUAUUUAAAUGUUACAGAUGUCGGGAAAGAGUACAUUACCAAUUCUCUUUUCCUACAUAAUAGUGCCGUUUGUGCAUGUUUGUAGACUGAACAGCAAUUAUAAUAAAAAACUAUUUUGGCAACAAGGGUUCUUGAUACUAACAAUUGUAAUUGUAACAGAAUGUCAACGCAGCCACACAUUAGUUCUGUAAUGAGGAUUCCUGUUGUUCUCUGUCCUUUCUGAGUCAUUCCCUUCCCCCGGUCCCUCCCUCCUCUUGCCUCCCUUUCCCUCAAGCCCCUUAUUUAACUCUCCUGUGUGCUCUGCAGCUUUCAAACAGAUUUGUCACCACAUUUAUUACAAAAUGUGAUAUGAAGUCUCGAUUUUGAGAAUAGAUUAAACGUGAUAACUCUUAAUUACUUUUUCCCCAAAAAAUAUUGUUGAAAUUAUGAAAGCUGUGAGAGACUUGGGGCUAAAAUGACUCAAGUCAGCUUACUUUCAGAAAGGGUUUAAGAGUUUUGAAAAGAAGAGAAUUAGCACUGUUAUAAAAAUGAAAAUCCAAAUAAACUGGCUGGUAAAUCGGCUCUUCAAUGACAAGCAACUAAAUUGGCUUGACAACAGAAGAUUAACAAAUUAAUUUACAGGCAAAAUGUACGAAAUGUUUAAUUUUCACAAAGGGACUGUUUUUUUUCUCCAAAAA